Ochotona curzoniae (black-lipped pika) is the source of this 1345-nucleotide messenger RNA. It is a transcript of the gene SNAPC2, whose product is annotated as small nuclear RNA activating complex polypeptide 2. The coding region runs from base 1 to 1338 and encodes 445 amino acids. NCBI's taxonomy places the organism in Eukaryota, Metazoa, Chordata, Mammalia, Lagomorpha, Ochotonidae. Gene Ontology annotation, molecular function: RNA polymerase II general transcription initiation factor activity. Gene Ontology annotation, biological process: snRNA transcription. The record is from RefSeq and is a predicted model, not a curated record. Gene Ontology annotation, cellular component: nuclear body. The transcript has 5 exons.
AUGAAGCCGCCGCCGCGGCGACGCGCCACCCCGGCGCGCUACGUGGAGGAGGCGACGGGGCCGCAGGCCUGGAGCCCGCACGAGAAGCGGCAGCUGCUGCAGCUGCUGCAGGCGCGGAGGGGACGGCCGGAGCCCGACGCGGCCGAGCUGGCCCGGGAGCUGCCGAGUCGCAGCGAGGAGGACAUCCACGACUUCGUGCGGAGGCUCAAGGCCCGCGCGCUCCGAGAGGCGGUGCAGAGGGCGCGUCGGGGUGACCCGCGGGGGCCUCGGAGCGAGGCGCAGACCCCGGCGCCCAUCGAGGUGUGGCUGGAUCUCACGGAGAAGAUCACAGGCCCGCUGGAGGGAGCGCUGACCACGGCCUUCUGCCAGGCACUCACCAUCGCCACCACGGAACCCACCAACCUCCUGCACUCCAAGCCCCCCAAACCCACGCAGGCCCGUGGGAAGCCAUUGCUGCUGAGUGUCCCCGGCCCCGAGGCAGCUGGUCCCACCGCGGGGGCUCCGGGCUGCGCCCCCAAAGUGCCUGACCCCGCCCCCAAAAUGACUGACCCCACCCCUAUAGUGCCUGACCCCGCCCCCAAAGUGACUGACCCUGCCCCUAUAGUGCCUGACCCCGCCCCCAAAGUGACUGACCCUGGCCCUAUAGUGCCUGACCCCGCCCCCAAAGUGACUGACCCUGGCCCUAUAGUGCCUGACCCCGUACCCAAAGUGACUGACCCCUCCCCUGAAGGAACUGACCCCACCCCCAAAGUCACUGGCCCCGCCCCCAGGGCAGCUGACCCACCCCUCAAGGUGCCUGACUCCACCCCUGGUGCACCUGGGCCGGCCCCUAUAGUGACUGACCCCGCCCCCGAUGCUCCUGACCCACCCCCUGAGGCAGUUGGCCCCGCCCCCGAGGUGCCUGGCCCCGCCCCUGAGGCAGUUGGCCCCGCCCCUGAGGCACCUGCCAAAUCCCCUGGCGGAGACUUCACGGUGGAUUUUGAGAAGAUCUACAAGUACCUGGCCUCCUCGUCCCGCGGCAGCCAGGGUCCUGAGCUCUCGGCUAGCGAAUCGGCCGUGGUCCUGAACUUGCUCAUGGCCCUGCCCGAGGAGCUGCUGCAGCUGCCCUGCACCGCGCUGGCCGAGCACAUGGCCCAGACGUAUGAGCACUUGACGGCCCCUGAGCGCAGCCCCGCCGCCGCCGAGGGGAGCCCCGAGGCCCCGGCCAGCCCCCGAGCCCCCGCAGAAGCUGGGCCCAGCGCUCCGAGGUCCCCCUGGCACACAGCUGGCAUCUGUCCACUCAACCCAUUUGCGGUGCCCUUGGAGCUGCUGGGCAGGGUGGCCAGCCCCACAGGGUGAGCAGCUG